GUCUCUGUUCCUUAUAGAUAACAAUUUUUUUAGAAGGAUCAAAAUUUCAGAACAUUGACGAUUAUAUCAACUACUUACUGCAAGACAUUAGACAUCUAAAUUCGAGAUUUUUCUUUUUAGCAUUUUCUAAAAAUUGAAAAAGAAAAAUUCUACUGAAAUGAAAAAGUGGGGUGUUCAUGGAAGGCAUGAAUAUUGAUGUAUAACGAAUCAUUGGUUGACAAGUCAGCAAUUACCGGUAUGCGAAUGUAAACAAGGUUACCACCAUUUUGAUCUGUUUUCAAUUGAACCCUAAUUCAACAUUGAAGAUCUCCUCCCUCUUCACGUUUCAAUUGAAGACAAAAAUCAACACCUUCUUCAAUUACCUUCGCAAGUGACUAUUAGUGAGAAAUGCAAGAUCCAAGAAUUCCUUUGUCGGAGGAGAUCUUGAAUAAUAAGCCAAGGAAGAAGAAAAGCUCAAUUCAAAAGGCAUCUUUAUUUCAAUUGCAUGGGAAUGAUGUCAGGGAAGAUGGACAGGUGCCUCCAUCCAAAAAAGGUUCCAAAAGACACUUGAUGACUGAAGUGUCACCACAUUUUCAGAAACAGGAAGGUUCCAAUUCAGAUUCAUUGCCUGACUCCUCUGCAGCUGGGAACGAGUACCGUGUGUUGAGGCGGAAGUAUUUGUUGUUGGAGGAUGAGAGCUUUGCAUUAGGGAAAGAGCUAAGAGAGGUUGAAGAUGAGGUAAAAACACUGGAAGAAGAAAAGAUUGCGCUGCUGGAUCAGCUUGUUGUAAUGGAAGGCCUUGUUGAUCCAUCGGUGAUACACUCAUAGUGUUUGCAACUAUGUUAACACUGCGUCAUUUCAUCUCUUUAUCAUGACAUCUAUAUGUUGUUAUAUGAUGCCUAAAAUAGAAGUCACUGUUGGCUCCUUUUGUGUAGCUAUUUAGAUACUGGAUGGAUAAAAAUAAUUUGUCCGUUCACUAUUGUCUAGGAUGCAGUCAGGAUACUUAAAUAAUUAUGUCUUCAAUCAUAGUGGGUUGUUCAUAUUUCUUGUUCACUGUGGUUAUUUACCAUCUGGAAUCCUGUAGUUUCCUAUGAAUUAUGAUAUACUAUUUU
Messenger RNA from Abrus precatorius (Indian licorice), 1091 nucleotides. RefSeq lists its product as uncharacterized. NCBI's taxonomy places the organism in Eukaryota, Viridiplantae, Streptophyta, Magnoliopsida, Fabales, Fabaceae. The record is from RefSeq and is a predicted model, not a curated record. The transcript has 2 exons. The coding region runs from base 388 to 807 and encodes 139 amino acids.